This is a messenger RNA of Linepithema humile (Argentine ant), 4255 nucleotides long. It is a transcript of the gene Lrt, whose product is annotated as Leucine-rich tendon-specific protein. Gene Ontology annotation, molecular function: protein binding. The record is from RefSeq and is a predicted model, not a curated record. Lineage: Eukaryota; Metazoa; Arthropoda; Insecta; Hymenoptera; Formicidae.
GCUCUCGGCGCACAGUGCCUCGCAGCACGCACAUCAUAUAACCGCUGUUCAUGCAGGAUCGCCCUCUCCCCUUAUCCUCGGUGUUACCAUCCACCGGGCGAUUUGUGUCGUUCCGCGCGAAUCUUCGGAAAAUUCAGUGUCCACGAUUUACAAUUAAAACUCCGAUUUGAAGUUCUCGCGUUCGAUAAAUUAUCGUCUGCGUGCAUACGUACACGUGCAAUAGCGUUUUGGUAAUCAAAUUCUGACGAUCAUCUGGUUAUCUUCAUUAUAUUCAAUGACUGUCGGGUAUUGAGAUUUGAUCCUUUGCAGAGAUUCCUUACGGUAAAAUCUCGCGUGUGACAAUGAUACGACGGUAUCAUGAAAGAUAGAGGAAGCAAUUGAAACAAAUUUUUGGCUUGUGAAAUUUCAUUAAGUGUAAAAAGAGACUCAAGAAAUCUCGAUUGAGGGAUGUGAUAGCAAGAUACAUCUGAAUCUGAGGAUUAUUUUUUAUCGACUUUCGCACGAUGCACUUGCGGGCACUUUACCGGCGUGGGUGCUAUUGGAUUCUUUCUUCAUUUUGAGACCAAGGUGUUGCAGGAGAGUGCAGGGGUUGGAAACACGUUUGAAACGAACGCGCCAUUAUACAUUAAAGGAUGCCGAAACCACUUCGAAACUUACUCGUCUUGACAUUGAUAAUAACAGCAUCGUGUCUCGACGUGACGAUAGACAAUGCCACGACAUCAACAGAAAUGUCUUUAUUAAUAACAUCAACGAAUACAUCCAGGUUGAUGACGAUCACUACCAAAGAAAAUUCAGCAACAUCGUCGACAAUCCUUACAGUGCAAGAUGACAGCAUCCCGAAAAAUCUAUCCCACACAUUGUCGUCGUCGCCGUCAUCUUCUCCUGACGGGAUUUGGGAGUGCCCAAAUAUUACAAAAGCAGGCGUGACGUGUUCCUGCGACUUUCCACAUACGCUCAGGUGCAUCGGCGAUAGAACGACACUACAGACUAUCAGCGAGCAUUUGAAACGUAGUCGACCGGACAACAUGAUAUCGCUACUGGAUGUGACUGUGACGGGGAUCUCCGUACUUCCGGCGCGUUUUCUGGAGAAUAUUGCGCUUCAUGGAUUGGUCAUUUCCACCGGCGAGCUGAAAUACGUCCACGAAAACGCGUUCAUCGCUCUGGCGCAACCGUUACAAGCGCUCGGAUUACCCAAUAAUCUACUGGACGCAGUUCCAACAACCGCGCUAUUGCAUCUUAUUGGUUUGGACCGAUUAGACCUAUCUCACAACAAAUUAAAAACAUUAGAAGCAGACUCGUUCAAGGGAUUGUCGAAUUUGACCUAUCUCGACCUAUGCGACAAUCUGUUAUCACAAUUGUCGCCACAGGCAUUCUUGGCCCUACCAGCAUUGCGUUCACUGAAAAUGCGUGGAAAUCGCCUGAGUGUCUCCGCUCUGUCUGCGUUAAGGGGUUUAAAACGUUUAGAAGAGCUGGAUUUGUCUAGCAAUCUGCUACUGGGCCCAAUGGGUCCCAAUCUACUACCACAAAUGCCCAGACUGCAUUUCCUUACCAUGUCGGAGAACGGUCUCAUCAAUGUUCAGCAAGGUGCUCUCAUGGGCCUUAGGAAUCUCACUUACCUCAGUUUGAGUCACAAUCAGAUUGACGUACUGGAGGAUUACUCGUUCAAGUACUUAUCGACCUUGACGCGACUGAACUUGGCGAACAAUCGCAUUGUCGCCGUGUCUAGUGCUUCAUUGGCGCACUUGGAGAAGUUGAUUACUCUAGAUCUGACAUAUAACUUUCUGCGAUCUUUGACGGCUGAUCUGGUGGUGCCGUUAAAAAGCCUGCAGGACCUACGAUUGGACGAUAACGACAUUACAAUGGUGGCGAAUGAUGUGCCAAUGUCGAAGUUGCGCCUAAAAAAGCUCUCGCUCACCGAUAAUCCGCUCAAUUGCGACUGCACGCUGCUAGAGUUUGCCAACUGGCUAGCAAACUCUAAUCUGACUGAAGAGGACAAGUUAUCAGCGGUAUGCGCGACACCACCGGCUCUCGAAAAUGGCGUCCUUACGCAGGUGCCACCGGGUAGUCUGCUCUGCGGCGAGCCUACACCGCCCAUAAUGACCCGGGUGCCACUGGCGGAGGCGCAGCUUAAUCUCAAGGAGUACCACUAUGAUGAGAGCACCGGCAUAAAUCUGUUGUGGCAUGUAGAAGAGUGUGCCGAGCAUUAUACCUGCGACUCGCUUAUUAUCUAUGAGACAAUUGGCGACAAUGAGAUCAAGACGGUGUCUAGUCCGUUGCACUGCGACUCUCGGAUGAUGCGUGAUCCGUGUACACUACCAGUCGCCAUACCGGCUUCCCUGCGUCUGCAACUAGGUCAUAAAUACCGUUACUGUGUGGUGCUGCUUGUGCCUACCACCUACGAGGACGUAUCCCUCGGUCUUGGUUGCAGCGACAUUAUUGUUCUACAGAAGAUGAGCCAACAAUGGCAGGAAGAGUACGCGAGAGAAGCGGAUCCUUAUUCCGUGACAUCCAUGCAAACACCUCUUGUUUACACGCGGAUUACUAGCGUUCACGCGAACAUGACCGACAAAGGCUAUCUGCACGUCAACGUAGUUCUUUCUAGAAUAAAAGAGUCAUCGACUCUCACAUCAUCGGCCUGCCAAGUAUUUAUUGUCGUAUUUGACACAGUUUCUGCGGUACAUCGACAAACGUUCAAUUGCACUUCCGCAUUCGUUAUCGAUGUGCAAGUGUCGUCACCAGGUUACUAUCGAGUGUGCGCUAGCCUGGAUGAACUUGCCGACGUCAUCAUCGCGUCGUCAUCCAGCAAUCUGGUGGAUGAUAAUGAGAGGUUUCGUUGCAUCGAAGUAGUCGAGCAAGCCGGUUAUACCCAGCAGAACGUCGAGCUGUUGAUCGUGAUGACUGUGAUCGUUGCCAUGAGCAUUCUUCUUAUUACUCUCGCUCUGCUCGGUAAAAAUCUGGCUAGACGGUUGCGGCACUCCAGAAUACAGGCGCAAUGCUUCUUGCCAGCGCAAGAAUUUGAAAUCACUCAUAAGGCACAUUAUAUCAAACUUCUGGCCACAACAAAAGUUUAGUGAGCCCACGUUAAUAAUGAAAAAUCGACUGUAUUUUUCGAAUUCAAUAUUGACAACAAAAGUUUGACUUUAAUUGAAAGUUUGUUUGAAAUUUAAUAUUGAAAAUUCAAGAGUUUAAAAAUAAGAAAGCAAAACUUUUUUACAUUUUUCUCGUUUUUUAAAAUAUUAAAUUAACCUAAAUCAUAAUACUCCAGGAUGUCUGAUAAUAACCACGACAACGCUUAUGAGCAGGUAAUGAGCAAAAUGUUGAAAAUUGACAAAAUGGUGGUCUUUUGAAGAAAAGUAAUUGAAUUUUGUCUAAAAGUUGCAACAAUUUGUUUAAAUAAAAAAAAAACAGUAACAUAUACGGCAAUAAUUCUAGUUCCAUCGAUAGACAGUCAUUUUCUUGAGAUUCGUUUAAAAUUUGAAGCUAAUCUCUUGAUUGAUUCUCGAGAUUUCUUCAAAAAAGCAGUUUCGAGAAAACAGGCUUUAAAGUUUCUGUUGUGUAUAAGGAAUGAUAUUUACUACUUACCAUUAAAAUGUUAUCACUUUGCCAGUUUUUGGAAUUUUGUCUAAUCAUUUUAGAAACAUAUUUUUAAGGUCCCAGCCUUUUUAAAAAUAAAAAAAAAACGAUUUUUUUUACCCAACAAGGUAGAAGACCCUCUUCAAUUAAUAUCUCAAUAAUUAUUGCAAAAUUUACAAAACGGUAAAGAACUUUUUUGUUCAAUUAAUUUUUUUCUGUAUACUUUUUUUAUUUGUCCACGAGCGUUGUCGUGGUUAUUAUCAGACAUCUUGUAUGUAUAUUAUACUUCCUGUUGGCUCAGAAGUUGAUCGCCUAUAAACCAUACAUAAAGCUUCUAAUAACAACAAAAUACGACAUUAGAAUCUACAUUAAUAAUGAAAAAUUGACAUUACUUUUUUGUGAUAAAACAAAUUUUCUUUUAAAAAGAAAAUAUAUACAGCAUCACUGUCACCCUUUUGACGAGAAAACAAAGGAAUGCCUCCAGAGGAAGUCAAGCACAUAACAUGUGCCGAUAUUCUCGUUUAGAUUCAAAUAUCAUAGUUGAAUGUUAAGAAUCUUUGAGUGCUCUGAGAUUAUAAAAAAUGUUCUCAAAGAUUAACGAUCUGUAUUCUGAUUAAUUAUCUUUUUAAUUCAACUUUGACUACAAAAGUUUAAUAUUAUUUUUGAUAUUCAACAUUGAAAA